GCCCCAGCCCGGCCUUGCUCCGGCCGCCGCCACCGCCUCUGUUUUGUUUCCAUGGCGACAGGCGGCGCGGGGCCCGCUCCAAACAUAACGCUCUGUGGAAAACAUGCGGCUUGGGGGGCCCCCCCGCAGCUCCCGCUCGGGGCCGGGCCCAGAGGGGCCGGGGAGCAGUCCACGCCACGCACGGUUUGGCAGCUGCCCCCAGAUCCGGACCAGGAGCAUAAGACCCCCCUCUCCUAAGCCCGCCGCUCCUUUAGGGGUUCGGGGCUCCGCUCAGCCGAGGCGCUGUGCCUCUCCCAGGCGCUCCUGGCCGACCGCCCUUCCCGCCUGCAGAGGCCGCCUCUGCCUGGGCAUUCGGCCGCCCUCCCUCGAAACCCGCAGCCCCGCCUCCCGCUGUGCCGCUGCCUCCCGAGCCGAGAGAAGCCGCGCCUCCCCGGGGGCCUCCCCAGGCCCCCAACCCCGAGAGGACAGAGGGGCGGGGGCCGGGGGUGGGUCCUUGCGGAUGAGGGCAGAAGCGCGCAGGGAGGUGCUUCCGGAACAGAGGGCGUGCAAGAUGGCGGCGCCCAUGGAGCUAUUCUGCUGGUCAGGGGGCUGGGGGCUUCCGUCAGUGGACCUGGACAGCCUGGCCGUGCUGACCUAUGCCAGAUUUACUGGUGCUCCACUCAAGGUACACAAGAUCACCAACCCCUGGCGGAGCCCUUCAGGAACUCUGCCAGCCCUUCGGACUAGUCAUGGAGAAGUCAUCUCAAUACCACACAAGAUCAUCACCCACCUCCGAAAAGAGAAGUAUAAUGCUGAUUAUGAUCUGUCAGCUCGGCAAGGAGCAGAUACCCUGGCUUUCAUGUCUCUGCUGGAGGAAAAACUGCUCCCUGUACUGAUACAUACUUUUUGGAUAGACACCAAGAACUAUGUAGAAGUGACCCGGAAGUGGUAUGCAGAGACUAUGCCCUUUCCCCUCAACUUCUUCCUACCUGGCCGCAUGCAGCGUCAGUACAUGGAGCGGCUGCAGCUGCUGUGUGGGGAGCACAGGCCUGAGAAUGAAGAAGAACUAGAGAAGGAGCUGUACCAAGAAGCUCGGGAAUGCCUGACCCUUCUGUCUCAGCGCCUGGGCUCUCAAAAAUUCUUCUUUGGAGAUGCCCCCGCUUCACUGGACGCCUUUGUCUUCAGCCACUUGGCCCUGCUGCUGCAGGCAAAGUUACCCAAUGGGAAGCUGCAGGCCCACCUGCGAGGGCUUCACAACCUCUGUGCCUACUGUACCCACAUCCUCAGCCUCUACUUCCCCUGGGAUGGAGCCGAGGUGCCACCCCCACGCCAGACACCAAUAGGCCCAGAGACUGAGGAAGAACCAUACCGGCGCCGGAACCAGAUUCUGUCUGUGCUGGCAGGGCUGGCAGCCAUGGUGGGCUAUGCCUUGCUCAGUGGUAUUGUCUCUAUCCAGAGGACAACCCCUGCUCGGACUCCAGGCAACCGUGCCCUAGGCAUGGCUGAGGAGGAUGAAGAGGAAUGAUUUGUCCUUAUGCUCCCAGGACUGGUUUUUCUACUGUCAUGCAUUCCAGGGGCCCCUCUGCCUCCCCAUUGUUGGUACAGCCAGAAAUGGGGUGCUAUCCCCAGAAUAAAGCUGCUCACACU
Molecule: messenger RNA, 1626 nt
Organism: Castor canadensis (American beaver)
Lineage: Eukaryota; Metazoa; Chordata; Mammalia; Rodentia; Castoridae
Gene: Mtx1
Product: metaxin 1
Biological process (GO): mitochondrion organization
Cellular component (GO): SAM complex; cytoplasm
Source: RefSeq, a predicted model, not a curated record